AUGAGAAUCCCACGAAACCCUAAUUCCCAAUUGUCUCUGUCUUCGUGCCUAACAGAGAAGAAGAGCCGCAAGAGACGUGCCCUGCAAGAUAACAAGCGUGCUGUUGUUAAAUCCAAGAAGGCGAGCUUGAUGAUACAUGUGACUCCUGGUGAGAGCCGUCUCUCUAUGCCUUUCAACGAACUCAUCUGUAAAGACUUCUUGACACCUUCGGAGCUGAGAGUCAUAAGAGAAGACAUCGACAACGUUAACAAGAGAGGAGUUGGAGCGAUUCUUGUGGAUGAACAGAACGUGAAAUAUGGUGUCAUGUUGAAAAGAUGGGAGAUGAAGAAAGAUUCAGGGAAUGGAAGCUGGAACUAUGCUUUGACUUGCGGAUGGAACGAUGUCGUAACGGCUAAUGGAUUGAAACAGAACGACAACAUCAGUAUCUGGUGUUUCAGGUGGGGAGGUCUCCUCUGUUUUGCUCUUGUCACUCCUCCUCCUUCUUCUCCUUCCAUGGCACAGAGUAGCUCUCCUCUUGCUCUCUGUCUCUGA
Microthlaspi erraticum is the source of this 531-nucleotide messenger RNA. The record is from the annotation of a GenBank genome assembly. NCBI's taxonomy places the organism in Eukaryota, Viridiplantae, Streptophyta, Magnoliopsida, Brassicales, Brassicaceae.